Lytechinus pictus (painted urchin) is the source of this 5105-nucleotide messenger RNA. Its product is annotated as T-complex protein 1 subunit beta-like. Gene Ontology annotation, cellular component: chaperonin-containing T-complex; cytosol. The coding region runs from base 88 to 1683 and encodes 531 amino acids. Lineage: Eukaryota; Metazoa; Echinodermata; Echinoidea; Temnopleuroida; Toxopneustidae. The transcript has 14 exons. The record is from RefSeq and is a predicted model, not a curated record. Gene Ontology annotation, biological process: protein folding. Gene Ontology annotation, molecular function: ATP hydrolysis activity; ATP binding; ATP-dependent protein folding chaperone.
GUCGCCCUCUGGUGUUGAAAAUUUUACAGUUCCUCGUGCUAAAAAAGAGAUCGAAAAUUCACUCGAAACACACCCUAAUUCUUCAAAAUGGUAUCCCUUCAACCUGUUCAGAUUCUAAAGCAUAAUGCGGAGGAGGAGAAAGCAGAGCUUGCUCGUAUGUCAUCUUUCAUUGGCGCCAUCGCCAUUGGAGACUUGAUCAAGAGCACACUAGGUCCCAAAGGAAUGGACAAGAUCUUACAGAGUAACAGCCCAACAGCACCACUCACUGUCACGAAUGAUGGUGCCACCAUUCUGAAAUCCAUCGGAGUGGAUAAUCCAGCUGCUAAGAUCCUUGUUGAUAUCAGUAAGGUACAGGAUGAUGAAGUUGGUGAUGGAACUACCUCGGUCACAGUACUUGCCUGUGAACUUCUCAAAGAAGCAGAGAAGCUUGUUGGCCAGAAGCUCCACCCUCAUACGAUCAUCGCUGGUUGGAGGAAAGCCAUCGAUGUCGCCGUAGCUGCACUUACACAGGCAUCUGAAGAUCACAGUGAUGAUCCUGAGAAAUUCAAAUCUGAUCUGAUGAAGAUUGCAUACACUACACUGAGCUCUAAGAUAGUCAGUCAUGACAGAGAUAAGUUCUCUGCCCUCUGUGUUGAUGCAGUUCUACGACUGAAGGGAAAGACUGAUCUCCAUGCUAUUCAAAUCAUCAAGAAGCUCGGUGGGAACAUGAACGAAUCCUACCUUGAUGAAGGUUUCUUAUUGGACAAGAAGGUCGGUGUGAACCAACCCAAGAGGAUAGAGAAUGCUCGCAUCUUGGUGGCUAACACCCCCAUGGAUACAGAUAAGAUUAAGGUUUUUGGUUCUCGAGUGAGAGUGGAUUCGACAGCUAAGAUCGCAGAGCUCGAACUGGCUGAGAAAGAGAAGAUGAAGGAGAAGGUUGAUAAAAUUCUUAAACAUGACAUCAAUGUCUUCAUCAACAGGCAACUGAUCUAUAACUACCCAGAGCAGCUGUUUGCUGACCAGGGCGUAAUGGCCAUCGAGCAUGCAGACUUUGAGGGUGUAGAGCGUCUGGCCUUGGUGACCGGUGGAGAGAUUGUUUCCACCUUUGACCGCCCUGACCUGGUCAAGCUUGGCCGUUGUGACCUCAUCGAAGAAGUCAUGAUUGGCGAGGACAAACUGAUCAAGUUCUCUGGUGUAGCUCUUGGCGAGGCUUGUACCGUGGUACUGAGAGGAGCCACCCAACAGAUUCUUGACGAGGUCGAGCGUUCGCUUCAUGACGCCCUCUGUGUCCUGUCACAGACAGUCAAGACCACUCGGACAGUGCCAGGAGGAGGUGCAUCUGAGAUGUUGAUGGCUAAUGCCGUUUGUGAGUUAGCAGCCAGGACACCAGGCAAAGAGGCUGUUGCCAUUGAGGCAUUCGCCAGGGCCCUGAGACAGCUACCAAUCAUCAUUGCUGAUAAUGCUGGAUACGAUUCGGCUGAACUCGUCUCUCAGCUCAGAGCGGCACACACAGAAGGAAAUUACAAGAUGGGUUUGAAUAUGAAUAAUGGUACAAUAGGAAACACCAUGGAACUUGGGGUACUGGAGUCGUUCCAGGUGAAACGUCAGGUAGUCCUCAGUGCAUCAGAAGCCGCAGAGAUGAUCCUACGAGUUGAUAACAUCAUCAAGGCCGCACCAAGGCAACGAAAUGAUCCCGGUCAUUGAGAGAUGCUGACCGCUGUACAUAUUCAUCGUUGGAGCUUACUUGUGGCUUUUGAUGUACGCUGAUAUCCUGUAGAGUUAUAACAGAACACCAUUCGAUAAUCAAUUCCCGGGCCUGUUUCUUCAAGAGUUGCAACUAUUGUAACUUUGCCAUUAAUGUAACUACUGUAGAAACCUUGAUUGUGAUUGGCUGUUGAGCACCGUUACCAUGGUAGUUGCUAUAAUGACAAAGUUACCACAGUUGUAAGUCCUUUGUGAAACCAGCCCGUGGAGGCUGUUUCACAAAGCCGUUUGUAAAGUUAUGAAUGUCUUCAUGGACUACUUGAAUGCAUUCUUGGAUACUUAAUACAAUGUAGGGUCUAAUCCUGUUAUUAACCAGAAUUUGAAUGCAAAGUUUAUUAUCAAAAUUUGAUUUAUGCUAAAAAAAAUCAAUCCCACUAGCUAAACAGCAGGGAAAUCUUGUUGUUAACCAGAAUUGUUUAGAAUAACUUUGCAAAUAGCUUCAUCAAACACCAUCCAAGGAGAAGGGGCAGGGGGGGUGUUUCACAGAGAUUUUAGCAUGACUGAUACCCCUUUCAUAAACCUAUCCUCCAAUUAGCCGCCUAAGAGUAAUGCGGAUAAUUCAAUAAAAAUUGCGUUCACAAACUCCGAAAAUUAUCCGCACUAUUUUUACGAGCGCCCGUCCUGAAAAAGGCGGAUAAUCAUCAUGGCAACCGCACACACCCCCUCCGAUGCGGUUGUGUUGGAAAAGAGUGACCUUGUGACCGCACCAUGGCAAUUAUCCGCAUUACUUUUGAAAUGCGUUCAUAUAGUCAAAAUCUGGUCCCGAUGCUGCUAUUAUGCGGAUAAUUGCAGCAUCAAAAUAAUAAGGAUAACUCUGGUCCUCCUCCGAUUUUACGACCAAAUUAUGCUGCUAUUAGCCGCAUAAUUGGGUUUAUGAAAGGGGUAUUAGAUUCGUAUUUAAAUUCCCAUUUGCAUUGGAGUAUGAAACUCAUCAUUGCAUUGGGCAAACCACGCCAAGGGGGCAUGCGCUACUUCAUAUUUAAGGUCAAGUCCACCCCAGAACAUUGUUGAUUUGAAUGGAUAGAGAAAAAUCAAACGAACAUAAUACUGAAAAUUUCAUCCAAAUCGGAUGUAAAAUAAGAAAGUUAUGACAUUUUUAAGUUUUUCUUAUUUUUCACAAAGCAGUGAUAUGCACAAAUCAUUGAUAUGCAAAUGAGAGAGUCGAUGAUGUCACUCACUCACUAUUUCUUUUGUUUUUUCUUGUUUGAAUUAUACAAUAUUUCAAUUUUUACAGAUUUGACAAUUGGGACCAACUUGAUUCAACCACAAACUGUUAAAAUAAUGGUAAUUGCACAUGUUCAGGGAGGAAUAAAAGUUUGUUCCACAUGACAAUGAGAAGAAAAUUCGAAUUUUUCAUAUUUCAUAUAAUAAAAUACAAAAGAAAUAGUGAGUGGGUGACGUCAUCUGUCUGCUCAUUUGCAUACCCACCAGGAUGUGCAUAUAACUGUUUUGUGAAAUUAAGCAAAACUUUAAAAUGUCAUAACUUUCUUAUUUUACAACCGAUUUUGAUGAAAUUUUCAGUGUUGUGUUUGUUGGAUUUUUCUCCUUUUAUUCAAACCAACUUUUUAUUGGGGUGGACGUUAUAUAUCAUGUGCGCAUACGCAUUUAAGCUGGACUCUUAGUCACACUUAACUCCUAAAGAAACACUCCCUAUUCCACAAUGUUCAAAUGUCAUGGGACGUUUUCGUGAAAUGCUUCUCUCAACAAUAUUAUAUAACCAUUGUCUCUCUCCACAUAUUUAUCUGUCAACAUUAUGUGGUGCUAAUCAAGCAACUAUAGGACUUGAACGGAUGUUGCACUGAGAAAAUAAAACAUUCUUUUCAUUAUCGCACAUAUGUAUCAAAACGUUGAUAUCCCAGCAAAAUGGUAACAAUAUCUAGAAUGAUGAUUGAUAUUUGGCUAACAACAUCUAGCAGUGUUUAUAUUACAACUUGGUAAUAAGCAGGGUCAUUAAAUGGGAGCAAUGCUUCAUUCUCGUGUCGCAUCUCACCAAGAAAAUGUCAGUCGGGGACCAUGAAAACAGAUGUUGAUUGGUGUUUGGUUCAGUAGUUUUUAGCACUGUUCAUAUUACCGCUCUCUCACUAGCAGCGCUCUAGUCAGUGUCAUAUAGUGGGAGCAGUAUGUUGUUAUCGUGUCACAUUUCACCAAGUAUAUAGCAAUCAGGAAGCAUGGAAACAAGCGUGAAUAUGAAACCACAACUGAUGGAAUACAUUAACAUAGCAUCCUAAAUGUAGGCUUAUUUAUAAUCUACAAGAUGUAGCCUGGAAAAUGGAUGGGGGUGAAAUGCGUUCACUUUCCCAGGCAUGUGUGAGAUUUUAUCUGAUUAAUUGGUCUUUAUCGUCUUCUACUUGUUUUGAUGAACCGAAAAAGGAUUGAAUAGUGAUUUCAUGGCGAUGAGGUGGAUUUAUUGAGAUCUAACGCAUGCCUUGUGCUAAAUUGCCAUGUGGUUAAAAUAAAGUGGCAGAUGAACAUAGUUUAUACCAGAAAUUCACUUCUUCCUUAUAAUUGAAAUCUAAGAUGAAUUUAAAAUGAAAAUGGAAGCUUUAGAUCAAUGAAAGAUGGAGAAAAAAAAUUGAAAAAAAAAGUAAGUUCUAUUCAAACUCCAAUUAUCUAAUCUGUGAUGUUUUACUUUCACAGCAUAGCACCGAUAAUACACGACUUGUCCUCUCAAUUUUCUUUUUCUGCUUGCACUGAAAGCAAAAUCAGGCAAUCCCCUUCGAGGUUUUGAGCUUCGUAUUCUGGUAAUUGGAUUGCGAUCCAAGUCUGACUUUAAUUACUUCAUAUAACCAAUUAAAGACUCCAAAUCCGUGCAGAUUUAUUGGGAACAUGCUGGCAAUCACGUGGGCUUGAAACCACAAUUAGAAUUUGCAAAAGAACACAUGUUCCCCAUGUGCUAUAUGUACUUUACUGGCUGAUUAUACUAUUAUCUCAUUACUGAUGGCAAUUUCACUCAAAAUGUUACCCUGGAACAGACAUAUGAGAAGGAAAAACCCCCAUUAGAGCAUUUCCAUGAAUGCGCAGGAUGCUAUUAUCUUUAAUAUUCCUAAAGACAAUCGUCUUUCUUUUCACUCCAAAAUGUUAUUUGGAAAGGACAGAUUUUGCAGAAAAUACCCUAAAAAAGCAUUUCAAUAUAUGCACAAGAAGCUUAAUUAAAAUGUAGUGGUGUGUAGAGAAGAGUUGAAGGAAAUCAAGGAAAAGUAAUGUGCUUGAUGUAUACCUGAUUUCAUUGUAAAUGUAGUGAUGCGAUUGUUUCUUAUUAUCCGAGUGAGAUGGUGUGAUUUUUUGUUGUUUUCUUUUGUACUUUCGAGAUAAAUUUGAACCAAGGUAUGGAAGCAUUAAAUGUGAAUGUAACGAUGAAAAAA